GCAAGCGGCAGAACAACGUGGUGGUACUGGCCGCUAACUGCUUCUGUGUGGAGUCUGGUUUAUCAUCUCUAAAACCCUACUCAUUUGUGACCCCACUACAGUUACUUCAAACUUGUGAGCUAUGGCGAUGAAAACCGUUGAAGAAUCUCACGUUGGCAUCUCCUGUUACAUAUCCAACCUUCCUGGCUUCCGUGGUGUCCUAAAGCAAAGAUAUUCUGAUUUCAUUGUUAAUGAAGUCGACAGAGAUGGACAAGUUGUUCACUUGUCUUCACUUGAUGCCCCUCCUGAGGAGGAACAAAGGAGUGUUCAAGAAACUGGAACAAACACAUCAGAGUCUGAUACAACAACAGUUACCAGUUAUGCUGCUUUACUUGAUUCUUUUAAAUCUCUUGCUGGGGAUUCCGAUGCAGGCUGUUUGGAAGAAUUUCUUAAUCAAAUUAAUACGGGAGAUGACAAAAGUGUAGCUCCUCUUGUCCUUUCUCCGGAUUCAAACAAAUCUCAUAGAACGGCAGUGCAUAAGUUCUUUAAGGGAAACUUCAAGUUCCUUGUUACCGACACUGUUGAUGGACCAGAUGCUUCAUCAAAAUGCAUCCGUGUGAGAUUGAAUUCCGGUGGGCCAAACAACAACGGUAGAAACUCCAAGAAGCGCAAAGAAAGAGGUGAUAAACCUUUUGACAGCAGAGGUUCAAAAAGUUGGCCAGAAAAUGUUGAGAAGUUCCUUAGGUUUCAUCUUUAUAAGGAGAACAAAGACACACAAGAGGCCCUUGGAGUGAUUGGAAAGAUGCUUGGCAUCCAGUCAAGAUCAUUUGGUUUUGCGGGUACAAAGGAUAAACGUGCUGUCUCAACCCAAAGGGUUACUGUUUAUAAGCAGCUGGCAAGUAGGGUAGCUUCUCUUAAUGAGAGGUUAUUUGGUAUUAAAGUGGGUGACUUCUGUUAUGUUAAUGAAGGACUUGUUUUGGGCCAGCUCUCAGGGAACCGAUUUACAAUCACAUUGAGAGGUGUGGUUGCAGAUUCUGAAGAUACCAUAAAAGCAUCUGCAGAUGCCUUAGGAAGGCAUGGCUUCAUUAACUACUUUGGUCUACAACGUUUCGGAAGUGGUUCUGUGCCAACUCACCUUAUUGGUGCUGCCUUAUUUCGAGGGGAAUGGGAACUAGCUGUUGACAUGAUCCUUGAUCCAAGAGAUGGAGAAAAGGAAGCUAUAGCCAAGGCACGCAAGUACUAUAAAGAUAGCAAGGAUAUUGAAGGGACACUUAGGCAGUUGCCUCGAUAUUUGGUUGCUGAAAGGGCUGUGCUGCAAAACUUAAAAAAGUCUCCUGGAAAUUACGUGCAGGCAUUGAAAGCUAUUCCAAGGACUCUUAGAAUGAUGUAUGUACAUAGUUACCAAAGCUUUUUAUGGAACCAUGCAGCUAGUACAAGGGUGCAAAAAUAUGGAACUGAACAAGUUGUAUUAGGAGAUUUGGUAUAUUGUAAAGAAAAUCCUACUGGAAAAGUUACAGGGAUUGUUGGACCUGAAUGUGAUGAUGACUGCGGGGAUAGAUAUGAUUCGAAUAUUGAAGAGGAAGUCUCUGAAGAUACUCAAGAAGAAAGCAAUAAUUAUGUGAAGGUUGUGACUGCUGAAGACCUUAAUUUAGGAUGUUAUACAAUUGAGGAUGUCAUACUUCCUAUGCCCGGUUCUCGAGUAAUUUAUCCAACAAAUGAUGUGGCAAAAGUUUAUCAUGAUUUGGCAGAUAAAGAUCGAAUCAGCUUGACGGAAUGUGUGCAUAAUGUGAAGGAAUUUUCAAUAACUAAUGUGACUGGAAGUUACAGAAGGGUUUUUCAGAAACCAAUUAAUUUCGAAUGGGAACUACUAAAAUAUGCUGAUAGUACUAAGCCAUUGGUAGAGACAGAUUUAGACAAGAUCAUCAAGUCUAAACCUGUGAACGGUGUCAGACCAGUGGGUGCAUCGGAUGCAAAAAAGGAAGAUAAUACGAGAGAAUUAGAGAACUCAAAUGAUGGUGCAAACAUUGAGGCUGAUGAUGACGAGAUUGAAGGUGAGGAAGUGAUAUUACCACAAGAUGAAUCUGUCUCUGGCACCAACUCUCAAGAUUUCCAAACUGCUCUGAAAAUGAGUUUUACUCUCCCUACUUCAUGCUAUGCAACAAUGGCCAUAAGAGAACUGCUGAAGACUUCAACAUCUGUUGCAUAUCACAAGACACUUAACCAGUAAGAAGGUGGAAAUUUUGUUUUAAGUAUCAUUUGUUAGAUGUUAGGAAUACUCCAUGUGUCAUACUAUAUCGGUAUCUCGCAACAGGCAGAGCAGAAUCCCCUCACAAGUACACUUCUUGUGUUGUUUGACAACAGAAAAAUCAACACUUGGACCAUUUCUGUUGAAAAUUUGAAACGAAUCUAUGUAUGUGUAAUGUUCCAUGGUUUCA
Molecule: messenger RNA, 2414 nt
Organism: Arachis stenosperma
Lineage: Eukaryota; Viridiplantae; Streptophyta; Magnoliopsida; Fabales; Fabaceae
Product: multisubstrate pseudouridine synthase 7
Exons: 20
Coding region: 122-2206 (694 amino acids)
Biological process (GO): pseudouridine synthesis
Cellular component (GO): nucleus
Molecular function (GO): pseudouridine synthase activity; RNA binding
Source: RefSeq, a predicted model, not a curated record